Messenger RNA from Chara braunii, 2818 nucleotides. Lineage: Eukaryota; Viridiplantae; Streptophyta; Charophyceae; Charales; Characeae. The record is from the annotation of a GenBank genome assembly.
CGGUCUCCCUUUUGGACAUACAGACAAGUUUCGUCUUUUCGUUUUCGCUUUGCCACUUUGCACUUUGCCAGUUUGCCGCUUCGCUGCUUCCGCCCGUCGCACAGUGUAGUUUCCUACAACUACACUGUGCAUGUGCGACCCGGACCCGGGCGGAGAAGAUUCAUUUCGCGCGUGUUCCCCUAAAAUCACGCCCCUGACUUGCGCGCGUCUUGUGUCCAGGCACUUCUCUCCCCCAUCAAGCAAACGGCAACGACGAACGACCUUUGACGACAGCUGUGCGCGUCGAUCUCCUUCGUUUAGGACGAAGGGAGGGGCAUGGCGACGGCAGGAGGAGCCCCCGCGGCCACUGUGGCGCCGUUGGCCAAGUAUAAGCUCGUCUUCCUGGGCGAUCAAUCUGUGGGGAAGACGAGUAUUAUUACGAGAUUCAUGUAUGACAAAUUUGACAAUACUUACCAGGCUACCAUUGGGAUAGACUUCCUUUCGAAAACCAUGUACCUGGAAGACAGAACGGUCCGGCUGCAGCUCUGGGACACCGCCGGACAGGAGCGGUUCCGCAGUCUCAUUCCAAGUUACAUUCGCGAUUCGUCAGUUGCCGUUGUUGUUUAUGAUGUUGCGAAUCGGCAAUCCUUCUUGAACACUGCUCGAUGGGUAGAGGAAGUCCGGACGGAGCGUGGCAGUGAUGUCAUCAUCAUGCUUGUUGGCAACAAGACGGAUCUUGUGGAUAAAAGACAAGUUUCUAUCGAGGAGGGGGAUGCGAAGGCACGUGAAUUUGGCGUGAUGUUCAUUGAAACAAGUGCAAAGGCUGGAUUCAAUAUUAAGGCAUUGUUUCGGAAGAUUGCAGCAGCCUUGCCAGGAAUGGAAGCCGUGUCGGCGACGAAGACGGAGGACCUUGUAGAUGUGAAACUGACGCCAACGGUUAACCCACCACAGGCGGAAAACAAGGCCGGGGGUUGCUCGUGCUGAGCGAGGGAUGGGUCGUACAUGUUGUUGCUUGAUUGGUAUUCUUUUCUUAGGUUUGCGUUUUUGGGACUUUUGAGGGCAUCUUUUGGAGAUGCGAAAUGUGCUGUCGCUGCUUUCAGUGUUUUUUUUUCUUUUUUUUUACGCAUUGCUUUUCCAGGAGCAAGGUUUGAAUAAGCCCAACUUAUGGGAAUUUAAAAGAGCCAAUUUGCAUGAACGCAACAUGUCUCAUGUUGGACGGGCUGAUAACAAUAGAGCCAUCAACCAACUGCGAGAGAGCAUUGCUGUCGGGUGGCUGUUGUUGCGUGUGUGCUGCACUUGCCCUCACCUCUUCUUCUAGCCUUGCCCUCACCUCUUCUUCUAGCCAGAGGAUGCGGAGGGGAGGUUCGUAGUCAUUUUGAUAGGGGGGGUUGUUCGUUCGACGGCUUUAUCCUCGGUCUGUGGUGCCGCUGUGUGUGUCUGCUUGUAGGUACUUCUCCAGAUCGAUGUGAUCCCCUCUGUUGAUGUCUUAGCAGCAUGGGUCAGCAGCACAUACCAGCCACACAUUCUAGUCCAAUGAUGUGCCCACCAGUUUUCCUCCUUCACACCUUGUAGAUAGUCCUUGCGGAUUAUUAGGGGAUCUUCACAAACAACAUUGUAUCUUGCGGUUUAGGGCGUACGACUGUUCAUGAAAGGACGUGAACGUGAGGGGAAAGGAGAAGGAACAGGUCUCACUCACCUGAUCUGCAAGGUACAUGUACAGGGUGCGGAAUGAGAAAAGCAUCGAGUGCAUUGUUGCUGGUAUAGGAUGCGAGACUGGUGUGUUAUGGUGCUGUGAUUUAUCUUUGACUGAUGCCUGCCUGCUGUCAGACUUGAAUGAGUUAAACUGCAAGUACACGGUCCCUAUGCCAGCUGUUGGUGGGCCGAUGGUGGAUCUUGCCCUCUCUUCGGAUUGGCCAUACCCCUAUCAUAUAGAAAUAAUUUUGGCGGGAAUCCUCCUUUGCACGGGCAUGCCGAGUGUUAAACCGGAAGUACACGGCCGCGGCAGCCUUGCAGAAAGUUUUUUGUCGCCACUAGCAAAACUCGGAGGGACUGCGCGGCGUGGGGCGCUGUUAAAAAAAAAAAAUCGGCGGCCUCAAAAGUGGUGCCAGGUUUCCUGCUGACACCCGCGGGCCGAUGUGUCGUGUGCUGGUGCUUUUUAAAACAGAGGCUGUGGGGCACUCCUGCCUGGGAUUUAUGGAUCGCAAGUCUGUUGUCGACAAAAUGGGCAUGUCCUGUGGUCAUGCGAACUAGACUCUUGGUUGCUCGAUGGCUGCUACCUUGUGAAAGAUAUGUCCUUCUGAAUCAUAAUCAGGAAGGAGUCUUGUGUCUAUCUAUAAGGAAGUGCAACAAGUGUCUCCAACUUAUGGUGUAUUGUUGUUGUGUUUUAGUUUCUGAAGCAUUCUGCGGGGCUCCGAAUGUGAUGUCAGCUCGGACGGAGGGAUAUCACUUGUGAGGAGGUGUAGGUGCUCUCUGUGUUCUGAUUGUUGCUCUCUUCUUCUUUUGACCGGUUUUGCUAGUUAAUCUUUUUCGUUUUUAUCCGAUUUUUGGUUUUUCGUUUUUAUCCGAUUUUUGGUUUUUCGUUUUUAUCCGAUUUUUGGCAGUGAUAGUGGAGUUGGAGCUUCGAUCAGAGGUCCGAGAUUAGACGGAGGUUAGGUUAGCAGUGUGGAGUCUACGUGGAAAUGACAUCUUUGGUGUUAUCUGCUUUGUAUGUUUUGGUGGUGCAUCUUUUGUUUAUUUAGAGGUGGCCCGUGGUUGAAAGUCUGCUGGAGUUGUUCUCAGGUCGACCUUGAAAGUCUUUUAGCAAUUCCUUGGGGGUUUUGCGUCUAUUGUUUGUUCUAAC